CUACAGCAACACACGCAUACACACUUACAUACGGAACCGUUUAUGACGGCUUAGAUGUUACACUCGUGCAAACGUUUAUCACCUGAACAAUUCAUUUUGAUCUAAAGAUUAAAUGGGUCUGUUUCUAAGUCAAAACUAUCUUUUAGACAGAAUUGCAUCUUCGUCCCGUUUCACCUGAACCUGUUACCUUUUUUUUGCUGCGGUAUAAAUGCAUUUUUUAAAAUAUUUUUUUUAUUUCGGGGAAUAUUUUCAGUCCUAGCAGUACACAAAAAUCUAUGCACUGCACACAAAUAAUGGCAAAUAUGUUAAAAGUGGAAAUAAUUCCAUGUCUACCUGUGUUUCAAUGGGACACAUAUUUCUGUUACACCAGACUGUUUAUACCGGAAGCGAAGCACUGCGUGGAGGAUACGAAGGCCGGUUGUUCGAAGUUUGCCUGAGGGGGAAUGCCGAAGGCGAAACCAAAACAAAUUAUAUAAUUAAACAUCUACGUGAAUUAUUCUGUGUUCGUUCGGCGCAAUUCGUUAUGCCCUAACGUCAUGCCCGCCGCACACGUCACAAACUCGUCCCAGGAUGUUGGUCGGCUACAGCAGCAGCAGCUCGGAGGACGACAGUGAAGCGGCGACCGACCGACACAAAAGGGGGUCUCCAAAGUGUCAAGAGCAAGAUGGUGGUAACAAUGUCAGCCCAGCGAGGAAGAAACCCAAAAUUGAGGAACAGGUUUCUAAAACUAGGCUGCCUCUUCCUGGUUGCCUAUUGGACAUGUUUCCAGAGGAUGUGAGCUCCCCGACUGAAGACAGCUCUCUUCAUGGCGGACGCGUCCGCUCCUUCAAGCAUGAGAGAGGCAGCUGGGCCACUUAUGUUUAUCUACCAUACCAUCCCGAGGAGGAGUUUGGGGAGCUAUUGGAGGAGCUGCUCUCGUUAGCCGGGGCCGGCGGGGCAGUUUGGACCCCGCAGGAGGAGCUCCACCUCAGCCUCUCUCAGACGGUGGUGCUCCGACACCACUGGAUCCAGCCCUUCAACCGUAGCCUCAGGGCCGGCCUGGUGCACUGCAAGAGGUUUGUUUGUUUGGCAGGGCGACUGAGGAUCUACUGUAAUGAUGAGAGGACGAGGACAUUCCUGGGGAUGGAAGUGUGUACUGGUCAUGCUCCGUUGUUGGACCUGGUCCAAGCAGUGGACAGAACAAUGAAGGAGUUUCGUCUGGAGACUUUUUAUAAGGAACCAUCUUUCCACGUGAGUCUGGCCUGGUGUGUCGGAGACUUGACGGGACAGAUGGGGGAGUGCCUUCAGGGGAUGCAGAGAGUGGUUGAUGACCACGAAGAGGGACCAUUUCUGCUGCGAUUGGACUGCGUAGAGCUGCGCUGCAGGACGGGAAACAAGACUUUCCGCUUCCCUCUGGAGCCCUGAAAUUUUAUUACUCAGCCUUUACUACGGUGUGAAUGUUUGAAGCGAUGUUUAAAGUUUAAAGCAUGGAAGAGCAGGAAGAGGAUGAUUAAGGCUCUGGAAAAUAUUUUAAAAAUAUGAAUUGUAUUUUAAUACUGUAUAUGAAUAAAGUUGCAACUACUUUUGUA
Gasterosteus aculeatus aculeatus (three-spined stickleback) is the source of this 1568-nucleotide messenger RNA. RefSeq names its product U6 snRNA biogenesis 1 (gene usb1). Gene Ontology annotation, biological process: U6 snRNA 3'-end processing. Lineage: Eukaryota; Metazoa; Chordata; Actinopteri; Perciformes; Gasterosteidae. Gene Ontology annotation, molecular function: 3'-5'-RNA exonuclease activity. Gene Ontology annotation, cellular component: nucleus. The record is from RefSeq and is a predicted model, not a curated record.